AUGGCUCUUGUCUUGGCCGUGGGAACUCUCCUGUUCACCCUGAUAUUAGUGACCCCGUCCUACAUGGCCAUCGCCCGUGUCAUCCUGAGACUGCCCUCCACCCAGCAAAGGAGAAUGGCCCUUUCCACCUACUCCUCCCACAUAGUCGUGAUCUCCAACAUAUACGGCAGCUGUAUCGUUAUGUAUAUCAAACCAUCUGCCGGGAAAAGGGUGGAACUGACCACGGGUGUGGCAGUGCUUAGCAUGUCCUUGGCCCCCAUGCUGAACCCCUUCAUCUACACCUUGUGGAACCAGCAGGUCAGUCAGGCCUUCCAGGGCAUGGUGCACCAGGUUGAAUUUUCCUCCAGGAGGAAUCACAGAUCAGUCAUGAGAAACCACACUGGGUUUAUCCUCCUGGGCCUUAUGGACAAUUCGCACUUACUAGUGGUGAUUCUCCUCCACACGUCUGUCACCUACACAAUGAGUGUCACCGGCAAUCUGACCAUCAUUACCCUCAACUUGCUGGAGUCCCGCCUCCACACACCGAUGUACUUCUUCCUGCACAGCUUUCUCUUGCUGGAGAUCUGCUUCACGUUCGCCAGCAUUCCCAGAUUCCUGGCCACUAUCGCCACCAAGGACAGGACCAUUUCCUACAACUGUUUACUAAUCACUUUGGUGUUAGUGGUCAUAUCCUACACUACCCUCGCCCGCGCCAUCUUGAGACUGCCCUCCUCUCAACAGAAGAGAACAGCCUUUUCCACCAGCUUCUCUCACAUGGUCGUGGUCUCCAUCACAUAUGGGAGCUGCAACUUUAUGUACAUCAAACCGUCUGCCAAGGACAUGGUGGACCUGCAAAAGGGAGUGGCCGUGCUGAACACUUCCGUGGCCCUCAUUCUGAACCCUUUCAUUUACACCCUGCAGAACGAGCAGGUCAAGCAGAGCAACAGGGACCUGGUGCACCGCGUUGGAUUUUCCUCCAGGAGGUCUCCCUGUUACUUCAGCCCUUUGCCCUCAUCCACCCGGGGUGAAUCAAGCCUUUCCACUCCGCAAGAUAAAGAUGUUCCGACGUUUGCUCAGCGGGUCUAUGCCAAAACCAAUAGAAAUCCCAAGGUGUAA
Molecule: messenger RNA, 1095 nt
Organism: Tachyglossus aculeatus (Australian echidna)
Lineage: Eukaryota; Metazoa; Chordata; Mammalia; Monotremata; Tachyglossidae
Product: olfactory receptor 6C3-like
Exons: 4
Coding region: 1-1095 (364 amino acids)
Biological process (GO): G protein-coupled receptor signaling pathway
Cellular component (GO): membrane
Molecular function (GO): olfactory receptor activity
Source: RefSeq, a predicted model, not a curated record